Ambispora leptoticha is the source of this 759-nucleotide messenger RNA. NCBI's taxonomy places the organism in Eukaryota, Fungi, Glomeromycota, Glomeromycetes, Archaeosporales, Ambisporaceae. The record is from the annotation of a GenBank genome assembly.
AUGUCUUCCGAAAUUUCCAACUCCGCUGUUGCGUAUCAGCAGCAUAUACAACCUGAUGGAACUGGUCAGAUGCAAUUACCAUUUGGUGAAGGUUUUUCUCGUCCUUCAGCUUCUAGUGGAGAAAGUCUAAUCCUGUCCACUGAUGGCUACGAUCUUGAAGAAGAAUUAGCCACGAUCUUGAAUGAAGUCUCACCACGUCUACCCAUGAGCACACAACAAGAAAUGACUAAUGGUGCUGUGCGAAGUUUCACCAUUACUGAAGAGUCAUUACAACGCUCUAUUACACUCUGGGAUAUGUUUUUGGAUGUUUUGGAAGCGACAGAUUCAGACAACGAUAUUGAAGAUGAAGAAAGCGAUGACGACGAUGAAAGAGAAUUCUUUGAAGAUGACACUGUAAACGUAGAUGUCCCUCCAAUUCCGGAACUCUUUCGAGAAACAGCUUUCAUAGCUGUUGAUAUGACUGCGGCUCAAGAAGAAACAUUUAUAGAACAAGUUGUAAAUGAACGACCUAUCUUUCAAUAUUAUGAAAACGAUGAUAGCGACAAAACCAUUCUCACAAACGUAUAUGAUAUUUUGGAUUUUGUUAAAACUUUAGGGGAGGGUGGAGGGCCAGAAUAUUACGGAAGACUGACUUGGCGGAGUACUUGUUUACAAAGUUAUUUAAAUUCUGGUCAAUACAACACAACAAAUACUCGUAUAUGCAUGCCACAACAUACUCGACAAGCAACAGAGUUGAUUUUGAAAUGGUCGAUACCAUAA